Molecule: messenger RNA, 448 nt
Organism: Mycetomoellerius zeteki
Lineage: Eukaryota; Metazoa; Arthropoda; Insecta; Hymenoptera; Formicidae
Product: vicilin-like seed storage protein At2g28490
Exons: 2
Coding region: 16-303 (95 amino acids)
Source: RefSeq, a predicted model, not a curated record
AAUGGUCGUUAGAGGAUGCGAAUUAUUUUUUUCCAUUUUUUUCGUCUGUCUACUUAUAAUAAUCUAACAUUCGCUAAAUCUGUUUCAGCUGCGUGGGCUCCUGCCGCUGGAUGGGGUGGUGCCGGAUGGGGUGGUGCCGGAUGGGGUGGUGCCGGCGCCAAAGCUGCGUGGGCUCCUGCCGCUGGAUGGGGUGGUGCCGGAUGGGGUGGUGCUGGAUGGGGUGAUGCUGGAUGGGGUGGUGCUGGAUGGGGUAAGGGGAGCUGGGGUGCCGCUCCCCUUGGAUUAGGACUUAAGUUAGGCUAAAUCUUUUUUACACUGAUAAAAAACCCGCCACUAUCCCACCAAUAACUACACAUCGCAAAAUGUACCUUGCCUUUAAUAUCAGAUACAUACAAAUUUGUUGAUGCAUUUCGCAAUUCUCCCUGAAGUCAAUAUUCGCAAAAUUCUU